AUGGCUUUACGUUAUCAUCCCGAGUUUCUCAAAGAAGCUGGCCCCGUGCUACAACAACUCGCACGGGUCCCGAAACCGCCACUCCACGAUGUUACAACCCGACGAGCCCUGCUGGCGUCCAUGACGAACGAUAUACCUCCACUGCCGGAAGAUAUCGAGAAGCUAGUUCACCAUGUUGCGACCGCAGAUGGUCACCAAGUGGUGAUAUAUCAUUUCCGCCAGCGGAGCACCGCUCACGAUGGUUCAAAGCCGGCUGUUGUGCACAUCCACGGAGGCGGAUAUAUCUCCUUAACCGCAGAGCAAUGUUCUGUACCACAUUUGGCAUCUGUCUCACGUACGGGUGUCCAGAUCUUGACGAUCGACUAUCGACUUGCUCCAGAACACCCAUAUCCAGUUCCCCUGGAUGACUGCUGGGCUGCUCUUCAGUGGAUACACGACAAUGCUGCUUCACUAUCCAUCGACACUGCGCGCAUCGCGUUGAUGGGUGAAAGUGCAGGCGGCGGUCUGGCUGCGGCUUUAACCCUCAAAGCUCGCGAUACAGGUCUAUCGCCACCAAUCGCGAAGCAAAUCCUCAUCUAUCCCAUGCUGGAUGACCGAACAACCACCAACCAUGCGGGGGAACUCGCGUUCUGGAACGAGAUUGACAAUAUCACCGGGUGGACAGCAUAUGUCGGUUCAGAUGCAGGAACGGACAAGAUUGAUGCGUACGCUGCACCGGCACGGGUAGAAAAUGUUAUAGGUCUUCCACCGCUGUAUCUAGAUUGUCCACAGUUGGAUAUCUUCGUUCAUGAGGGACUCGAGUAUGUGCGGAAAUUUGUCGAGGCUAAUGUCCCUACUGAGUGCCAUAUCUACCCCGGUCUUCCACAUGGAUUCGAGGCCUUUGCACCGUUGGCUGGUGUAACACAGCAUGCUAUUGAGAAUCGGGAUAGGGCUAUGAGUAGCUUUUAA
This is a messenger RNA of Penicillium brasilianum, 948 nucleotides long. The record is from the annotation of a GenBank genome assembly. Lineage: Eukaryota; Fungi; Ascomycota; Eurotiomycetes; Eurotiales; Aspergillaceae.